Macrosiphum euphorbiae (potato aphid) is the source of this 717-nucleotide messenger RNA. The record is from the annotation of a GenBank genome assembly. NCBI's taxonomy places the organism in Eukaryota, Metazoa, Arthropoda, Insecta, Hemiptera, Aphididae.
AUGCAGCAAGCCGGAGGAUAUCCUAUACCGUCGUCGGUUGUGGAUCUACUAAAUGUUGUUGAACCCUCAUAUCAUAAUGUAGCUAGGUCAAUGGAGGUGGUAAACAAGGCACACACGAUGAGGAAGGGAAAUUGUUUAAACAAAUACAGCGUAUCACCUACCAAAACAGCAAACGCAAUCACAUUCCGGGAUGUUCAGAAGUCCACAGUAAGCUCAGCUUUCAAUCUUGACUUGAAAAUGUCAAAAUCCUUACCAUCGUCACCUAUGGCCACAGUCUUGAUCGCACACGGUAAGAACCCGGCGUCAGCAAGAUUGAUGAUGGCUGAUUGGAGAAAUAGGCAGCAUUCAUUUGAAGAUGGUCAGUCCGUCACCCCUCAGCUACAAGAAGAGACGAUCGAGACGACAACUGAUCAAUUAUUUACAACGACCGACGUGGUGGUCGAAAACUUGACGACGACCACGAACGAUACCAUAAGCACCGCAGAUCGUACAAGGAGAGGGCCGAGGACACAUUAUGGGGAAGCCGAUGACAAGCGAUGGUUUUCGGUUGAAGUAGCGACCAACGCAGAUCGGAAAAGUCCAUCACAGUAUUCCACGUCGAAUCUGGAAUGUCCAUGUCUCGUCAAUAAGUUGCAGCCGGAUAUCCGAUUUCCAGACGAACACGACAAAGAAGUGGGUGAAAAAAUUGGUGAUGGCACGGACUGGAGAAAGCUUUGA